AUGAAUUUUUAAAAACAAAUAUUUUUGAUAUUCACAACUGUUCUUCUAUACUUAGCUUAUAAUAAUGAUUAAGGAUUUGAAAUUAAUUCAAAAAUAGGUGUGUUAGCAUCAAUGAUAUUUAUUGGAAUUAUAGGUUCAUUCAAACCAAGUGAUCCUUUUUAAUAUGAAGCCAUUUUUAGAAUAUAAUUAUGGUUAUCAAUCACAUUUAUAGUCAUCUUAGUCUUUUUUAGCAUUUUAAAAUUAGAAAGAUGGUAAUUCAAAUAAUUUAAGCUAAUGAUUUUAGGAGAUAAUAGAUUAUGUAAGCCUGUUACUAAGGAUAUGCAUACAAAUGAUGAUAAUUUAGAUCAUUAUUAUUGA
This is a messenger RNA of Paramecium pentaurelia, 357 nucleotides long. Lineage: Eukaryota; Ciliophora; Oligohymenophorea; Peniculida; Parameciidae. The record is from the annotation of a GenBank genome assembly.